Staurois parvus is the source of this 396-nucleotide messenger RNA. The record is from the annotation of a GenBank genome assembly. NCBI's taxonomy places the organism in Eukaryota, Metazoa, Chordata, Amphibia, Anura, Ranidae.
AUGGGCCCCCGUACCGACUCCUCAUGCUGCUGCCAGGCCCGUAAUCUGUCAUGGGCCCCUGUACCGCCUCCUCAUGCUGCUGCCAGGCCCAUAAUCUGCCAUGGGGGCCCCCGUACCGACUCCUCAUGCUGCUGCCAGGCCCAUAAUCUGUCAUGGGCCCCUGUACCGCCUCCUCAUGCUGCUGCCAGGUCCUGAGUGUGUCAUGGGUCCCUGUACGGCCUCCCAUUUCUGCUGUCUCCAUCGCCACACUCUGCCAUGUGCCACUUUCAGGUCUCCUCACACUGCUGGUGGGUUCCAUUUUGUCAUAGGGUGCUGGCAGAUUUUGGGCCUCCCAUUGCUGCUGCCAGGCCCGUAAUCUGCCAUGGGCCCCCGUACCGACUCCUCAUGCUGCUGCCA